UCACCGUCGAGUUUGACGUCGCUGCCGCUCCAGCUGUUCCUCGCCGCUGUGCUCCCUCCGCCCGUCAGCCCGCUGCCGUGCUGUUCGCCCGCUUAUCCGAUGCUGCAGCGACCAUGACAGGCAUCGCCGCUGCUUCAUUCUUCUCCAACGCUUGCAGGUUCGGCAGCUGCGGACUUAACUUCGACUCUCUGGCCGAGCUCAUCGUGCACAUCGAGGAUAACCACAUCGACACAGACCCUCGCCUUCUGGAGAAGCAGGAGCAGCAGCAGCCCACCUAUGUGGCCCUCAGCUACAUCAACAGGUUCAUGACAGAAGCUGCGAGGCGGGAGCAUGAGGCGCUGAAGAAGAAGAUGCAGCCCAAGUUAUCUGUGUCUCUGACGGGCAACCUGUCCCGCAACAGCGUGUCUACGCCACCUCGCCACACCAGCGGGAACCUCACCCCUCCAGUCACCCCUCCCAUCACCCCUUCCUCGUCCUUCCGCAGCAGCACGCCCACAGGCAGCGAGUGCGACGAGGAGGACGUCGACUUUGAGGAGUCUGACAGCGACGAGUCGUGGACCACGGAGAGUGCCAUCAGCUCAGAAUCCAUCCUCAGCUCCAUGUGCAUGAACGGAGGCGACGAGAAGCCCUUCGCCUGCCCUGUGCCUGGCUGCAAGAAGAGAUACAAGAAUGUCAACGGGAUUAAAUAUCACGCCAAGAACGGCCACAGGACACAGAUUCGGGUGCGCAAACCCUUCAAGUGCCGCUGCGGGAAGAGCUACAAGACAUCUCAGGGUCUUCGUCAUCACACCAUCAACUUCCACCCGCCUAUCUCCGCCGACAUCAUCCGCAAGCUGCAGCAGUCGUGAGGUCAUAAGGUCAUGAGCGCUCUGCCUGAACGUCAACACCACCAGCAGCAGUGUUUCUUCUUCACCCUGUCACACUAUACUUCUUCUUUAUUUGCAUGACUUAUUAGGAUUCAUCCACGCUUCUUUUAAACUUUUGUAUUUUGCACAGUCAAGCUAUGAAAAUGUCGAGUUUAUUUUUAUCGUAUAUAUUUUUUUUGGGGUGGGGGCGGCCUCUGGUGCUUGUUGGUGAAAGAAAUCGCCUGACGUGUCGUUUUUCAUCACCAUGCCUUGGCAAUGCCAAAAUUGCACCCCUUUUGAAGGCCACAACAUUAGGUACACCAGCACAAUAAUGACUGAAUAAAUCUCUGGGAGGAUUUUAGCAUGUGCCUAAAAUUGUGGCCAGUCAGAGUAUAUCUCAUUUUAUUAUCGCUUACAUGUGAGAGCACCCAACUCAGGUGACGUUUGCAAGCAUUUCAGCAACGUGUUCCAACAGUGUUUUUACUCCUCAAUAUCAAGCACUUUUUUUCUCUUUACAAGUUGCCAACCAAUGAACAUUUUUGCCAACCUCACGUUCCUAGUUUAUGUAAAUAUUAAUAGUAGGGGUGUCUCAAUACGAUACUGAUAUUGGAUAACAGUUCGAUAUCAGUAAAAGUGCCGGAUGAUAUCGGUUACAAGCAGUCCUGCAGAGCGUUGACUUGGACAGCCAGUUAUCAUCUACAUGUCCUCCAAAAAGCUCACAAUGUUUGUCUAUUUUUAUGUUUUAGUCAAGUCAUUUACUGAAAGUAAACAUGUAGUCUCUGGGAGCUAGCAGCUACACAACAGCUAAGCACACAAAGUGCUUAAUAAGUGUUUAAAACAGGACAUUUUUCAAUACAAAAAAGUAUGAAAGAAUCAUAUUUCCAUCUUACCGAUACGAAAAGUCUAUAAGGCACACUGGAAAAUGUCAGUGUUCAAAAACGAGAAAAAAAAAAAAAAAAAUUUGGGGUAUUUUAUUUGAACUAAGUAAAAUAAACUGCCAAUAGAACAAGAAAAUUUUGCUUGUCAAGAUUUUCCAAAAUAAGUCAAAUUAGCUAACCUCAAUGAACCCAAAAAUACCUUAGAAUAAUAAUAUUCUCACUAAUAACUGUACUGAUUUGAUUGAUUGAUUUAAAUUUUUAUUAGUAGAUUGCACAGUUCAGUACAUAUUCCGUACAAUUGAACACUAAAUGGUAACACCCCAAUAAGUUUUUCAACUUGUUAAAUUCGGGGUCCACGUUAAACAAUUGAUGGUAGUACUACUAUACGAGCGCGUAUUUUCUAUUGUUUCAUUGAAAAUAAAACAGCAAAGUCCAUUUGGCUGUCAUCUCUUUUAAUAUGAGACAAUUUGGCAAAGUCAGGAUUUUUUUUACAUGCUUGAAAUAAGAAAUUAUUACUUUAAAAUAGUAGUUUUAUAUUUGUGAGUGUUGAUGACACUGCUUUGCAACAGUUGAUAUUCUAGUUUCAAGCAUGUUUUACUCAAUAUAGGUCAUAACAUCUCAGCAACAAGCUGUAAUAUCUUACUGAGAUCAUUUAGGACCAAAACACUUAAAACAAAUAAAACACUCAAGCAUAAAAUCUGCUUAGUGAGAGAAAUGUUUUUUCAGACAGAAUAUAAGCAAAUAUCACCCUUAUUUCAGAUAUUUUAUCUUACUUAGAUUUCAGUGUUUGCAGUGCAAGAGUGUCUUUGAAAUUGUUUAGUAACAAACGUGUCCGCGUCAUCUUUUAACGUACUGUGACAUAAAUCGUGACUUCAUGAAUCGUUAUGGCCAAAGAAACAAUUACCACUCCACUUCAACUCGAAUGAUUACGUAAGUCUAUUCCAGAUGGUUAAUAAUAAAUAAGUUUGUGUUUUUCAUACAUUCCCUUGCAUCUAAUUUCAGUAGAUCAAAUCUUUUCCAACAUUCCACGCUACAAGAUGAAAGUGUGUAUUAUGAUUCUUGCUGAUAUCGUAUCGGAUAAAUAUCGGUAUUGACCAAAAGGCUCCAAUAUCAGUAUUGGAAAUGAAAAAGUCGUAUUGGGACAGCCCUAAUAAAACGAAAGUGAAAGUAUACAAGAGCUACUGUAUGCUGACUGUAUGGCAGUCAAAGUUUCAAUGUUUCUAGUUUUGUUACGUUUGUCUUUGUCUCAAAUCGUCAACCAUUCCAGAAUCCAGAUGGUGUCAGUGGAGGCAGAUGUUGGAGCAGGGGUGUCUGAACAAAACUCGGCCACAGGGACCGUUUUUACUUUUGCAAGCUUUUUUUUUUUCUUUUUUAAUUGAUUGUAAGCAUAUUCUGAGAGAGUCAACCAUUCAUUAUCAAUAGGAUGUUAUAUCUAUAUUAUGAGUAGUGCCGUCAAAAGAUUCUUGUUUUUUAAUCAGAUCAAGCACUUUUGAUUUAGAUUAAUCACGAUUAAUCGCAGCAAAGUAAUCAGUUGCUUCAGUUUAAAUAACUUCAAAAAGAACCCCAAUAUUUGGACACAAAUGCAAUUUGAUAGAAUGUCAUACAGGGACACAUUUUAAAUGUGUUUCUUGAAUGCACAACAUUUAUUUGCUCAAACAUGUGGACAUUUUUAAUUUAAGUCCUGUCUGGGUGUAUUUUUAAGUGAAAUUUGCACAUUUGGAUUCUCUGCAAUUAUCUGAUGUUUGCAUUGACCUGACCUGAGACCACACACCUUUUUGGUAAUCAUUUGUGGUUAAAAUAAACGGUGGGAUUAAUCUGCGUAUAUGCAUAAUCAAUUGUGAUUAAUCACAACUUAAGGCAUUAUAUUUGACAACCCUAAUUUGGAGAUAUUACGGUAUCAUGUGACACUCAUGAGUAGUUUGGACGCCCCUGCAUUCCUGAUGUCUAUUUGUAGUUGUGAAGCUGUGUUCUAAGAGCUAAAGAAGGCCUUUGCACUACACUACUUUUCAUGGUAUAUAUUUUUUUUUAAAAGUGCCACCAAUCAUGUUUUAGAAAUCUAUUUUUCACUGCAUGGCAUGGAUUUUUGCAUUUUGAUGGAGAGUUGUGACAGUGUUGUACUGCCAGAUGUCUUUAAUAAGCGUGUACAGUGAAUGUAUUAUGCUUCAAGUGCAUUAAAUUAUAUUUUCAUAUGUUUCUGGAGGAGGGGUGGUAAAAAAAAAAAGAUUAUAAUGUAAAGAAGGUAUUCAUGUUUAAACAUUUUUUUAAAAAAACAAGCUGCUUCAUGUACAUUUUUGUUAUGUUUGGAAUAAAACGGUGUUCGGAUGUUUCAAA
Nerophis ophidion (straightnose pipefish) is the source of this 4054-nucleotide messenger RNA. RefSeq names its product JAZF zinc finger 1b (gene jazf1b). Gene Ontology annotation, cellular component: nucleus. Bases 114 to 848 code for a protein of 244 amino acids. NCBI's taxonomy places the organism in Eukaryota, Metazoa, Chordata, Actinopteri, Syngnathiformes, Syngnathidae. The transcript is spliced from 5 exons. The record is from RefSeq and is a predicted model, not a curated record.